This is a messenger RNA of Wyeomyia smithii (pitcher-plant mosquito), 2426 nucleotides long. Its product is annotated as protein artichoke-like. Gene Ontology annotation, molecular function: protein binding. The record is from RefSeq and is a predicted model, not a curated record. The transcript has 6 exons. Lineage: Eukaryota; Metazoa; Arthropoda; Insecta; Diptera; Culicidae. The coding region runs from base 51 to 2282 and encodes 743 amino acids.
CACCCGAACAGUAAACCAUCGGCCGUUCAAGAGUGAGUAUAGUUUUGAAAAUGUUGCUUCGUGAGUUUACGCUUUUUUGCUUCUGCGUGAUUUUGAAUUUGGUAUUUGCUCAAAACAGCGGAAACCAAGGAUAUUGGAACAAUCAAAACUCAGCGAAUGGGUACCCUGUCAGAGCAUAUAAUUACAAAGGUCAAACGACCGAGCCAUACAAGGAAGCGGCACCUGAGAAUUUCCCCGAUAACGGAAAUCAUUCCCCACUAAGCUCAGAAGCUCAACCUCUACUUCAAAGCAGUUCUACAUCUUCUGGAUUUGAAGAUAAUAACACAACUCCAACAGCUUCAAAUGCAGUAACCCAGUCUUCGCGUGGAGGAAAAGCCCACAAUACACCGCUUAGAUCAUUCGUUAAAUCCCCAGGAACUGGCAACCCACAGAGUAGUCAAACAACUUAUCGACAAAAAAAAUUUGACCAUGUUUGUUCUAUUGAGACUGAAAAUUACGACUGUCAAUUUAAGGAUGUCAUACUAAGACAAGGGCAGCGUAAAAGUUUUGGUCCUGAGUCCAGUGAUAGAAGACGUUUGACUUUUCACAACUCUACCCUGGAAUACCUACCAAAAUCACUAAUAGACGCCUUUCCAAGCAUGGAGCUACUGAAUAUCGAAGAACUACACAUCAAAGCUGUUGAACCAAAUGCAUUUCAAAACGCAGCUAAUUUGCUUGAGCUAUAUAUGGGAAAAAAUUUGCUUACAGCGAUUUCCAGUGAUACUUUCUUUACAACCACCAAUCUAAAAUACCUCGAUUUAUCGGAGAAUAAUAUUGAAUCGUUACCACCCAAAAUUCUUAACACAGCACGAAUUCUAGAAGCGUAUAACAUAAAUUCAAAUCGAAUAACGGAAUUGCCAGAAAACUUGUAUCAUAACAAACUGAAACAAAUUAUGGCGAGCGGAAACCUCAUACGUACAAUCAGAGAUGAUCAUUUCUAUGGCACUCCACAACUAAUCCACCUUGAUUUGUCUCGUAACGAACUAAACUAUUUCAAUUUGCAGCAGCUCAACGAUAAUCAGCAUCUUUCAGUGGUAAAUGUAAACCACAACCACCUCAGCUCGCUCUAUGUUCCGCGAUAUGUGAGAACACUUCUUGCAAAAAAUAAUUCAAUUGAAACAGUUGAAACUGAGCACUGCCUCGCGGAGGAAAUCGACCUGCAAUCGAACAAAAUCGAAAACGAAGUAUUUCUCAUGAACUGCAACAACCUUAGAAAAAUAGAUCUGUCACACAAUCUGCUACAAAGCUUCAAAUUCAAUGUUAUUGGAAAAAUGCAUCAACUAGAAUAUUUAAGUUUAGCACACAAUUAUUUGUUCGAAAUCGAUGGAAGCGGUGGGAAUUCAGUUUUAAAUUUACGUACGUUGGACCUUUCCUAUAAUCAUCUUAGUUACGGUCCUGCCAUGAGAAUCAAUGCUGAAGAAUUGCAUCUUGAAAAUAAUCAACUUGUUGAUUUUAACUUCAAAUCGUUCAAAAGCUUGCAAAAGCUAGGUGCUGCAAAUAAUAAGUGGAAUUGCAAAAUUCUAGAAUUACAAUCAAGACCGACUAUUUUGGAUCAUCAAGAUAGUUGUGAGAAAAAUUUCAUCGCUUCCAACGGCAUUUGUUGUAAACAUUACUCAAAGGCAUUCAUUGAGCGCUUGAUUGAAGUUUCCGAAGCAGCUUUAUGGCAGGAAAAGUUCACCAAACGGCAACACUCACAAAUUUGUCGUUCAGAAGCAACCCGCGACUUAAGACUAUUGAAUACUGAUAAACUUCUGUCUGAAACAGCUGCUGGAGAUAGUUCUAACAAAAAUCUCAUCAAUGAGUUGAACAAUAUUAGCAACAGGUACGAAGAGGUCAAACGAGAAGCAGAAACAUCGAAACAACGGCAAAAAGAGUUGACUUCAAGGCAAAAGCAACUAGCAGAAGAAAUCGAGCGCCAAAGACAUUUCUAUGCGGUGAUCAGGGAAGGUUUGAUAAGCAACCAAGAAAAGCUUAGCAGAGUGCUGCAGUUCGUUAAAAGGAGGGAAACUUUCAAUGCAGGCUCGGUAGAAUCACACAGACAGGAAACUGCUACAACGACGGAAGAGUUGAAGCUUAAGAAAGAAGAGAAAGAAAACUUGGACUCGCAAAUCAUUAAACUAAAAGAAGAUCUGACAAGUCUUAAAACAACAGAGAAGGAAACGAAAACAAGAAAAGACAAACUGGAGAGAGACGCAAAUCGCAAUGCCCAAAGCGUCCACGGUUCAACCGGACGAGUAUCAUGAAUAGCAGUGGUAGCAACGAUCUAACACUCAAAACAAACCGCAACCGUAAUUAUAUUUUUUAACACAAUAUAAGGUACAUAUUUGCUGAUAAAAAGUAAAAAUUUGUACAAUAAAAUGUCAAAUAUAUGAUAAACAUUCGAUGAA